Molecule: messenger RNA, 959 nt
Organism: Rhopalosiphum padi (bird cherry-oat aphid)
Lineage: Eukaryota; Metazoa; Arthropoda; Insecta; Hemiptera; Aphididae
Exons: 4
Coding region: 140-592 (150 amino acids)
Biological process (GO): modification-dependent protein catabolic process; protein ubiquitination; translation
Cellular component (GO): cytoplasm; ribosome; nucleus
Molecular function (GO): structural constituent of ribosome; protein tag activity; ubiquitin protein ligase binding
Source: RefSeq, a predicted model, not a curated record
UUUGUCAAAGAUUUAUAGGUUAUGAUAUUAUAAUAGUAGAAAAUUCUUUUACUUAUGUGCCAUGGCUCCGAUUUGAAGUUGGUUUUGAGAUUUACUGAUUUACUUGACGUUACGUGUUGUGCGAAGAUAAUUCGUCAAGAUGCAAAUUUUUGUUAAAACCCUUACGGGUAAAACAAUUACCCUUGAGGUUGAAUCAUCAGAUUCUAUUGAAAAUGUAAAAUCUAAAAUCCAAGAUAAAGAAGGGAUUCCCCCGGAUCAGCAGCGUCUUAUUUUUGCUGGUAAACAAUUGGAAGAUGGUCGCACACUAUCCGAUUACAAUAUACAGAAAGAGUCAACUCUACAUUUAGUACUCCGUUUAAGAGGUGGUGCUAAGAAACGCAAGAAGAAAAAUUAUUCCACACCAAAAAAAAUCAAACACAAAAAGAAGAAGAUUAAGUUAGGAAUUCUUAAAUUUUAUAAGGUUGACGAGAAUGGAAAAGUGCAUAGGUUGAGGAAAGAAUGUACUGCUGAAAACUGUGGACCUGGAGUAUUCAUGGCCGAGAUGUCCAAUAGAUUCUAUUGUGGAAAGUGUAGUUCUACCAUAGCUAAAUAAAUUGUAUUCUCAUUUUAAGUACAAUACAGUUUAUUUACAAAAAAAAGUCUUGCAUUUUUCAUUGAUAGUAUUUUAACAAAAAUCAUUUGUUUGGUUCGUGUUUGCUUUACCAUCAUAUUAUAUUAUGAUUAUUAAAAAUUAGGUUUCCCGAUUCACAUAAUAGGUACAGUCUUAUUGCAUACAUUUAUUAAGUAACAUUUUUUUUAAAAAUUAAGCAAAUAAUAACUACAAUAUUUGAGUAACAACUAGCAUACAUGAUUAAAGUAAAUUAAAUCUUAACAUACCUAUGUAUAUAUAGUAUUUAACAUUAUGUACAAAAUUAUUUGGUUUCUGCUGUUUCUUCAUCUAAACUUUAAUUACAACAAAA